UAAUCUAAUAGAUGGGAAGUCAUCAUGACCUCUGCCUUUGGAACAGUGUGAUGGUCAACAAUGUCGGGGGGAGAUGGCGGAUGGAUAGCUCACAAUUUGUUUCAACUGAGAACAAAAACGCCUUGAAACAACAUGAUUUGGAAUCUCCGUGCAUUCAUUCUGAGCGCCUGGCUCAUCGCCUUGGCUUCUGGUUGUGCGGAUCAUGACCAUCACCAUCAUGAAGAAGACCACGACCAUCACAGCAACCUCCGUGGGCUCAACGAUGAAGACCACGAAGAUCACCGCAACCUUCGCGGUCCCAACGAUUCAUUUAACAUUGGGCCAUUUCACUUUCGAAACUACCAAGAGUUCAAGGAAAGCGGACGACGUUGUGGUGCACAUGCACCGACCGAGGACGAGGAGAAAGGCUUCAAGGAAACAAUCAUGGCUUUCCGGGCUGAACAGAGGAAAAGGCGGGGAUCUGGUCGUGCGUUGCAGACAUCCUGCUUUCCCGUGACGAUCCCAACAUACAUGCAUAUCAUUCGCAGUGAUGGAACUGGUGCGGGAACUAUCAAUCCCCAAGAAUCCAUCGAUGUGAUCAACGCGGCGUUUCUCCCACACGGCUUUCAGUUCAAUCUCAUAACCACCACCAUCACAUUUGACACUUCAUGGUACCUUGGAGGUCAGGGCACUACAGAAGAAUUUGCCAUGAAGGAUGCGCUCCGCGUUGGAGGAGCAGGAGAUUUGAAUAUAUAUUUGACAGCCGGAGCCGGCCUUUUGGGGUGGGCAACUCUUCCUGGGCCUGGUUCUGCGAAUUCGUAUGAUGGAGUAGUGAUAGCCGAUGAGACGAUUCCUGGUGGAAAUCAGGCCCCGUACAAUGAGGGCGACACUUUGACCCAUGAAGUUGGACAUUGGCUUGGAUUGCUUCAUACAUUCAAUGAUGGAUGUGCUGGUGGCGACGGAGUUGACGAUACCCCUCCUGAGGCAUCUCCAGCAUUUGGUUGCCCAGCUGGUCGUGAUACGUGCACCGAACCAGGGUUGGACCCAAUCAAGAACUACAUGGACUAUACUGACGAUUCUUGCAUGGAUGAGUUCACUCCAGGCCAAGCUGAACGCAUGCAAGCAUUGUGGUGUCAAUGGCGAGUUGAAGGAGAAUGUUGCGUCACACCGGAGCCAAGCAGCCAACCAAGCAGCACACCAAGUACCACGCCGAGUACCACGCCGAGCAGUACACCGAGCAGCACACCAAGCAGCACGCCGAGUAGCACGCCAAGCGCUACUCCGAGCAUUGCGCCCUCAACAAGUCCCUCCGCUGCAGUACCUUCAGCGUCGCCCUCCGCCGAACCGUCCCAGCCUCCAAGCAUUGCUCCAUCCUCUUCUCCUUCAAGCUCCCCUUCUGUUGCGCCCAGCGGUGCUCCAUCGUUGCCAGCAGUGCCUUCUCAGACACCCUCAAACACACCCUCGGCAAGCCCCAGUCAUGCUCCCAGCAUGACCCCAACAAUCUCCAACUUUCCGUCCACAACUCCUAGCCUUGCACCCAGUGAGGCCCCUAGCGACACACAGAAUCAGUGUAGUGUCGAGAACGAACCAUGCUCGUGUAACGAAGACUGUUGUAGCAGUAAGUGCAGUCGAAGAUACAAGAAAUGCGUGGGAGGUCGAAGCCCUCGAAACCACAGUAGCAGUCGAAGUGGCAAGCACGAUGGAAGCAGUAGUAGUCGAAGUGGCAAGCACGGUGGAAGCAGUAGCAGUCGAAAAGGAAAACCCUUUGGUGGGAAGCCUGGUCGCGGAAAGCCCAAGCCCAAUGGAAAGCCUGCUGGUGGGAAGAAAAAUGCCAAGCCUAGCCGACUCCAAAAGAAAUACAAAAAGCUCAAGAAAGGUCGUAAAACCAACUGAGGGCAAAGGGCGUGGAAGUAUUGAUUCAAAGCGUUCAUUCCGUCGAGGACCAAAUAUCAUUAGUUGAUAAAGAGCGCUGAUAGACAAAGUUUGCAUAUUG
Seminavis robusta is the source of this 1972-nucleotide messenger RNA. The record is from the annotation of a GenBank genome assembly. NCBI's taxonomy places the organism in Eukaryota, Bacillariophyta, Bacillariophyceae, Naviculales, Naviculaceae.